AGUGACAUUUAAUUCGAUCUUUAAUUCCUCCAUUACAAACUGCAUGGUACAUGUAUGUUGGAUUUGACCAACUGUUCAGUAUUGAUGUGCAGGAAGGAUAACUCUUUUCGUCUUGUCUGGUGGCAUGUUGGUUUAAAUAUUCUGACGAACACUGGAGGGAAACCAGUGAGAGAAAAAAUGGAAAAUAUAUUAUACAUUAUAUAUGAAAAAAGAUUUUUAAUUAGCAAAUUAUGUGCACAUGACAUUUUUUAAAUUACUUAUACAGUUCUUUUUAUCUUCCUGAGUAUAAUUACAGAUUUUGAAUUUUUUUGCAAUUUCGUUGUCUUUAAUGAGUUUUCAUUAAUGUAGUACCUAUUUAAAAUUACACCUCCGUCUAAAUCUUGAUUGGCAUUUACUGAAGAAAAGAAUUAGGGACCUCUUAGAUUUCAUUAUCAAUUUAUGUUCAAAUAAAGAGUGUUAUAGUCUUUUAUUAACCCAAUAUUUAAUGUUACACUUAAUGUGGCCCUUUCUGAUCAUGCAGUUUCAGCAUGGAGGGUUAAGAUUCCACUCCAGAACUGGUACAUCACAUAUCUCUCAUUGGUUGGUUCAUAGAGGAAAAUCUGAUGUGUAAUAUAAAUAUAAUGUUAAUUAAUACAUACUAAUCUAAAUCUUAAUUAUGUUUAUGUUUAAAUAAUUUAGUGCAAGGGAAUUUAAACUCAUAAACAUUUAUGUUUCACAUUACCAUGUAUUUCAUCUCGAAUGCAUAUUCUUCUCAAAAAAUUUCCUUGCUUUUAAAUUAAUGAUGAAUAUCGGGAAAUCAUGCAUGAAAAUAUUCUGAAUUUUUAGCUAAAUAAUAGAUCGAGAUUGCAGAACUAUCCACAUAUAAAACGGGGGGGGGGGGGGGGGGGUUGGGGGGGGGGGGGGUUCUUUCUUUUUUUUUUUGGUAUCCCACUGAACAAUUAUACAAUUUCAUAUCAUUCAUCAACAGAAAAUUAUAUAAAUUAUACAUAAUUAUUUGAUUUAGUAAAAACUGAUUCAACCAUAGAACAGUAAUUGUUAGAUAGUGAUUAUAUCUAACCACUAUCCAAAUAUCCAACAUCUCAGGAGGGAAGACAUACAGGUAGAGAGAGGGGAGAAAUAUAUAUCAAUAAAAUUCCAUGAUGGACUAUUGGAAAACAUAAUUAUCAAAAUUUAGGGGAAAACCCACAAUAUUUGAUAAUGAUUGAAGGAGGAAAGAGAGGGCCGGAGAGAGAGAGAAAGAAGAGAGAGAGAGAGAAAAGAGAGAAAAAGAAAGGGGAGGAGAAAGAGAGAGAGAGAGAGGGAAGAGAAAGAGAGAAAGAGGGGGGUGAAAGAUUUAAACAUGAAAAGACUUUUGGAGUACACUGUAUAAAAUUUUGACAUACAAUUAAACUACACAGGUACUUACUGACAAGUCGGAGACAAAAAGCGGAGGUGAAGUGAUGUUUGACGAAGGGUUAUCAUACCUAUAUAUACCUGUAAGUACUGCGAUCUGAGCGACAAUGAAGUAGAUGGGCGGGCAUUUAAAUCUGACAGCAAUUGGUUGGCAAGACGGCUCUUACAGAAAUCAUUUCAGCCAUGCGUUGUAUGACUGGAGUUUUUCGUGUUUUUUUCCACAAACUUGAAAGAUCACUUGAUGUGAUUAAAAGAUUGAUAGAGCUUAGCAAAGGUUUUUAAUUUGUAUUGGAUGAUUAUUAAGUCUCUCUCUCUCAUUUGUAAAAGACUCUAUAAAAGCAGACCUCGGUAGUUAAAUGAAUCCAUUUAAUAGUGCACAUACCGUAGUGAACCAGCCUAUGAAAUGCAUUCACAAAUUCAGCUUUUUAUUUCAUCAUUAAAGAUUGUGCAGUUAUGAGCAAUUUUGAGUAAUUAUGUUGUUAUGCAUGUUAUAUAAAUUGCUAAGAAUACCAAGUGUAAAUUAGAUACCCAGUAAAUAUAAGUAGGAAGUUUUUAUAACUUUGUGAAAUCAGUACAUGUAUAAUUAACAGGAUUUCACAGCCAGUGAGUGGAUUUUGCAUAUUUUAAAAUAUAACAUCCUAGGAAUACACAUGUACAUGUGUUGUACGAAAUUAGAACUGAUCUGACAGAAAUCCACAGGGAGCCAAGUCGAUAUUCACCCCCCCCCCCCCCCUGAGUCAAAUUUAUAACUGAAAUCAGGGGUGCAGGCCAGUGCCUCAAAUUUAUAACACUGAAAUCAGGGAUGCCGGUGCUUCAUUUAUAACACUGAAAUCAGGGGUGCAGGUGUCUCAAAUUUAUAACACUGAAAUCAGGGGUGGUACUUUAAAUGUGGUCCUAAUUACUGCUGGUAAUAUUUAACUUAUGCAAGGAGACAAUUGAUAUUGUCAGAUAGAGUUUAAGGCAUUGUUUCAGGUCAAAGGUCAACUUGCCACUAUGAUGGAAUGAAUGCAAGGUAAAGGUCAUUUCCAGUCACAUGAUACAGAAUUUCAUGUUAGUUUCCGUCCAAGAUUUGCAAUAUAUGGUACUUGGAUAAAACCACCCCUUGAGUUACUAUGUAAUGGGCUUUGUAGAAGAGCUGUGUGGAUGAGUUAUGUUGUGUUAUAUUGAGCCAUUAGAUGAAGGUCCGCAAUCUUAUCAUGGUUUUGGCAUAAAUCAGACGAAUGAAGAGGGACAUGAAUGAGAAAAUUAAGGAGUGAAAUAGGACUUUAUCUCGGGGAGUAAUAAAAUUAAGGUGUUAAGUGGCUCCUAUUUCAUGUAGGAAUAUUCAUACGAUUGUAUAUCACAGGUUUAAGGUCUCUGUAGAUUAAUAUUCUAGGGAUUCAAAGAUCGAUAUGAAUUUUUUUUAUUACAUUUUGUAUUGACGGUAUUAAGUGUUGGGCGGAAAGUUUGUGAUUCCCUAUCUACAGAUACAUGGGGGAGAAAAAUUAAUGAAUAUUCUACAAUAAUGUUCUACACACAACAGUGUUUAUGAAUAUGUUUGAUAAGAUUUUGGUAGAGAGGGGACUUUAUAUUCAUAAAAGUCAGAUAAGAAUUUACUUUUAUACAACACACCUUUUGCAGAAUGGAGAAAGAAAUAAGACAUGAGUUUGAGUUUUUAGAGAAAGUGGAUAAAAAUUAUGUGUUGGAUAUUACUGUAACUUGAAUGGAUGUUUUUAAUGUGAUUAAGGAGGUUAAUGCACUAGAGACUUAUUUCCCUUAUUGAUGUCUUUGUGCAUUUCAAUUUUGAUGAAGAGACUCAUUUUUAAGCAGAGCUGUAGAUCGGAAUUUAAAAUCAAUUCUCGACUUUUGCUUUUGUGAAUUUUUGUUUUAAGUGAUUUAUUUUUUUAAAUGGAUGGCGGAGGAAGAAUGAUAGUAUGCUGUGUCUUUAUUUAAUGUGACCAUUGCUCCGAUUGAAGAAAGGAAAGUUUCUGUAUUUUCGUAUAAGAUAUCGAAGAUGGAUGGACGAAUACAUUUUUAGUUCUGUUAAAUUGUCUGUGUGAGCUAGGCCCUUUGCAAACUGAAUGCCUGUGUCUCAUAUAAACAAAUAAAUAAAAAAAAAAAAAAUGAAAAUAUAUAUACGAACAAAAAAUAAGAAAAAUCAUCACCUGCAUGGAUAAAUUAACAAACAGUGGAUUGGAUGACUGAGGAAUGUUUAAUCUUCAGUUUUGUUUUAAAUAUGAUGAUUUAUUGGGAAGAAUGAGAUAAUAUUACAGAGCUGCUGUCACUGAGCAACACAUUGCCAGAGGAAUAACCCUUCUCCAAUCAAAUUAGCAAACUUGGACUUGAAUGACUGGGUGUACACUCUGAUUAUAUCCUGAGGACUAACGAUCAAACUCUGUAUUAGAAUCCAGUGUUAAUGUCGUCACAAAGCUUUGACAUAUUCUCUGAGGGACAAUCAAGAGCUUAACUGGAUCACAAGAAUCUGAGCAUCAGUACAAGUUUCCUAAUUAGCAAAGGUCGUUAUGAUAUUGAUUGCUGAUUUCUGAUUGCGACUAAAUUCAGAUGAUGUUUGGGGAACAUAUUGCCUAAUUUGGAUUUCGUGUUAGUGAAUGUUUGUCAGUGUGUGAGUUCGGGGCCUCAGGUUCGGUUGUGUCGGUGUGGAGCUGGUUGUGUUUUUCCAGUUCAAAGAAAAUGUGUUUGAAUGACAAAGUCAGAGUUUAAGCCAGAAAUUAGCCCACAGAAUUAAGAGGAAUAGUGGAAACUGUAUGGAAUAGUGUUAAAAGCUUAUUGAUUCAAAAGUUUUUAUAUAUUUUUUUUAUUUUAAUGAUUCUCGAGGAUGUCUGAAAAGUUCUGAAUUUGUUCCCAAAAUUCAGAAAUACAUUAAUUUUUCUAUGGAAAAACCUAAUGUUAAACCAGAAAUGAGUACCAAACUGGUAAAAUUUUCAACUCCGACCUCUAGACCUGUGAUAAAUUCAGAAGUUGGAACAAGGAUGAAUUCACCAAGAACAUUACAGGGUCUGAAGGACAAACAAGAUGGAGUGUCUAGUGACCGUGAUACUGGUCUAACGGGACCAAAAAAGACAGUGAAGCUCCCUCUGGUGGAGAGAAAAGCCUCCAUCAGUCAGGCAAUGAGGAAGCUACGUGGGUCAGUUCACACAUUGCAGGUUCUGACUCGACUGAAUAAGCUCAAGGGUCGUGGCAAAAACCAGGCAGGAACUCCUGAGAAAGCUGGUACCCCGUCCCAGGAGGGUGCAGAUGAGAACCAGUCACCAGCGCGAAAUGUCAUCUGGAACGAAGAGAUUGAAAAGCUGCAGAUCAAAGAGGAUGAUCUGAAAAAUGUCCACGAAGCUCCUUUGCCUACAGCCCCUAAAACUCCCAAGGCCACUCACUUAACUGUGAGGAAGAUGAAACCAGCCUCCGAAUGGGACAAGCCGAAACCUCGAAUAAUCACUGUGGCCCAUCCAGCCCCUGUUGAUGCCCCCAUAAAAGAUCCGGACUACUCUGGUUUUGCUGGUCCCCGUUACAAUGACGAGGGCGCCCCUAUCCCCCACAGCCUGCUGGGGUCAUACGACGAGUUCAGGAGGGAGGCAAUCAAACGAGGAGACUUACUGGACUUGCCAGUUCCUAGAGAUUCAGACCUCCAGCCAGACAGACCAACUGUCAAAUAUGAGAAGAAGAGGCGGGACAGACCGGAGAGACUCCGCCCUAAUGAGAGUAACGCCCUGCUGAACUGGCAAAUGAAGAUGAUGGAGAGGAAGAGACAGCAGGGGUAUAUCUCCAAGUUGUUACAGAAGAACCCUGAGGAUUUAGCGAUGAAUGCGGCAGACAAUUACCGCCAGAUUCAGGAGGAGCGUUACAUGAUCGACCGGACCAUACCAUUCAAAGACUACGGCAAGGGAUAUCGUGUUGGAAGUGAGUUCUGGAAACAGCAGGAGAGGUUUGGGGACGAGGAGACUGGCAUCCACAUGACUUUGACCAAGUCUGAGCAAGGCUACCCCCGCCCGGUAGAACACAUGGGUGUUCCGAAGUCGAUCAGGCAUGAGAAGGGCUGGCACUGGCCCCCAUAUCACACUACACCUGUACACUACCCUUGGCACAAGAACCCGUACCUAGAAGACCGUAAAGGUCAACUCAAGGACGUGAUCAAUGACCUUGACCCACACAAACCUGAAUUUGAUGGGUUAGAAGUGAUUGGGACUGCAAAUCCCGUCAACAGAGACCGUGUCCACUCGAACCUGGGAAUGUUGGAAGAGGAGGAGAAAAUGACUGAAGGGGGCCUGGACAUCGACGAAUUGGACCCCCCACAGGAAAUCUUUGAGAAAGAUGAUAACAAAGAAGAGGCAGUGUUUGGACCGUCCAUCAGUUUUGCCGGACAACCAGCCCGCUGGACAGGCGACAGUAGUAGCUACGCUGACCAGAUUGGAAUCGAGGCCAGGGUGACCUUUGAGUCGCUGUCAGGUGAUCGAGUCACAUCGUACCUUUACAUCAUCAAUGAUGGAACAACAUCUGUGUAUUAUGAUUGGAAGAGGAUUCCUCGAGAAAAUCCUUUUGACCUGGUCCAUGCACGGGUCCAGCGGUUUUACUUCAACAACAGCAGUGGGGUCAUUUUGCCCGGAGAGACGAUGAAGUUCCCCUUUGUUUUCAAAUCUCCAAAUGCUGGGGUCUUCACUGAACAAUGGAAGUUUGAGACUCGGCCCAGUUUGUGUGGAGGGGCGGCGUUAAUCGUGACGCUGAGGGGAAUCGCACUACAGGAGGAUAAAUUUCAACGAGAGAGGGAGGAUCUGGAGAGGGACCUACAACAGAGACAGGCAGAGCAUGUUGUGCGACAGAUCAUGUAUGACAUCAUCAGUGGAAUAAAAACGCCGGACAGACCCUCUUCACCGAUUGACGCGUACAUCACGGACGAAGAAAUCUUCUGCAGGAAUAAUCCCAAGCUCCAUUACAACCAUACAUCAGUGGCUGAACUGAAGCAGCUAUACAUGGAAAUCGCCCCGGAGGAAGAACGAGAGGGGCGUGUCUGGGACCUGUCUGUUCAGGACCUUAAAGAUGAAAUAGUGGCAAUGGAUGAAGAUGAUGAGAGAAAGGAAAACUUCCUCCACCAGCUGAACACCAUCGUCUCCAAGAUGUCCUACUGUCCAAAUAAACCUGUCAAAAAGGACCUAUAUAAAGUGGGGUAUGAGCUUUUACUGGAGGCAGUGGACGGAAUUGUGAGAGAAUCGUAUGCUAUCCGACACACAAUGGGACUACCUGAGAGAGAGAACGAAGACCUUCCUGAUGACUUCAAUACGUCUCCAGAGUCACGGUUAAGUAACCGUCGGCAGCCGUCUCGCUUAUCUAACGCCGAGAGCGAUAUCAGUGAUGCCCGCAGUAAAUCUAAGGCAGAAAACAAAAGCGGUGCCAAGGCACCACCAGAGAAAAAAGCACCACCACAAAAGGAUGCGAAGGCUGCCAAAGGAAAGGAGACGAAACCUGACCCCAAGGCUAAAGCCACACCCCCUGCAAAGAAACCUACUAGCAGUCGAGGUCCUUCUGCGACCCCCGGGCCGCCCCCCAGCACAGUGCCUCCCCCAGACAGGGAGAGAACCCACAGCCCCCUCAGCCCUGUACCCUCUACAGAGGGAGAGACACAUCAGGAGAGGGCUUACAAGCAAAAACUCACAGCACAGGCUUAUCUAAUCAUGCAGGACACAUUUAGAAAAAUGGGUGACGUGUUCGAUGAAGUGUCAGGCACAGAAGACCCAGCGCCUCUUGUCUUAUGACAGCAUGGAAAAUGACUGCAAUCGAGACUCUGUUAGAUCUACUGACCUUUCUACAAUUAUGUUAUAAAUAACAUUGUCUUUCUACUAUUAUGUUUUAAUUAACAUUGUCUUCUUUAUCAAAAUUAAAUGUAUUUAUUUUUUGUACUGCAGUGUGAUAGAAAAAAUUGAACUUAGUCAACAUUAGUAUUAUGUCACCAUGAAAUUUUUUAGUGUGAAAAAUGAGCUGUGAUAAAAAUCAAGUCUGUCCAUAUUUUGUAUAAUUUUACUAUAUAUUUUGUGGGUAAAAAGUGUAUUAUUAAAAUCCUUUUGUCUA
Messenger RNA from Ostrea edulis (European flat oyster), 7443 nucleotides. RefSeq names its product MYCBP-associated protein-like. Bases 4263 to 7130 code for a protein of 955 amino acids. Lineage: Eukaryota; Metazoa; Mollusca; Bivalvia; Ostreida; Ostreidae. The record is from RefSeq and is a predicted model, not a curated record. The transcript is spliced from 21 exons.